GGAAACAGGAUGGCUUAUCGCCUCGGUCUCAUUAAACGAGCAACCCAAUUUUCCUGUGAACAUUUCGUCUUCUACAAGAUGCCAAUUUUCCCUGUGUAACAUCGACAAUAUUUCAAUCAAUCACAUACCUGAUCAGAUGAUUCCUCCCUCCACGAACUUCAUGAACAUGUCACCCCUCUUCUCAUCGCAUUUCUCGAUUUCUUCUUAUCGUAGAGGUUGUGAGAAGCCUCAGAUCAUAACAUAGUCGCGCCCAUACACCGUGCUAAAGUUGUCUGCAUCUGUUAUCGAGAAACUAAUUGUACGAGUCAUUUAGCACAUCCAUCAUGGCAACCGAAGCUCCCAAGGUCACUUUGUACUGGCUCGACAAGUCCAGAGCCCAGCGCUUCAUCUGGCUUCUCGAGGAAUGCAAUGUCGACUACAAGAUCGAAAUCUUCAAGCGUACACCUGAAAUGCUCGCACCUCCCGAGCUGAAGAAGGUGCAUCCUCUGGGCAAAUCUCCUGUCGUUGGCAUCACUGCUCCUGGUAGAACAGACCCUUUGAUCCUCGCCGAAUCUGGUUUCAUCACUGAAUACCUGACCGAGCACUUUGCUCCUCACCUCGCACCCAAGAGAUACGAGGAUGGCAAGGAAGGACCUGGUCUCGAGACUGAAGAGUGGAUCCGUUACCACUUUUUCUUGCAUUACGCUGAGGGCUCUCUUAUGGCACUGAUGGUCACCAACCUCAUUUUCAGCUUCCUUAAAGGCGACAAAAUUCCCUUCUUCAUCCGCCCAAUCACAAACCAGAUCGUUGGCAGAGUGGACAACAUGUACUUCAAACCAAACUUCAAAACCCACUUCGACUUCCUGGAAUCCCAGCUCGCCUCCGCUCCCAAUGGUGGUGGUUUCCUCUGCGGCAACACCCUCACCGCCGCUGAUAUCUUGAUGUCUUUCCCUCUCCAAGCUGGUCAGAAAAGACUGAAGAUUAUUAACGCCACCGAUUACCCCAAGUUGAAUGAUUUCGUCAACAAGUUGGAUAACAUGGAGGGGUACAAGAAGUCUAUUGAGAGGAUUGAGAAGGAGUCUGGUGAGUCUUUUACAACCAUGAUGGGAGCCGAGUAAUAAGGAAGGGGAGAUCCUUUGAGUUCUGUCUCGUCUGUUUUCGAAAGAUACCAAGUCUAGAGCUUUAGAGAUUCAUUGCGAGUUUUUUUCUUUUCUUC
This is a messenger RNA of Aureobasidium pullulans EXF-150, 1195 nucleotides long. RefSeq lists its product as uncharacterized. NCBI's taxonomy places the organism in Eukaryota, Fungi, Ascomycota, Dothideomycetes, Dothideales, Saccotheciaceae. The record is from RefSeq and is a predicted model, not a curated record. The coding region runs from base 324 to 1097 and encodes 257 amino acids. The transcript is spliced from 4 exons.